This is a messenger RNA of Xylaria bambusicola, 1146 nucleotides long. RefSeq lists its product as uncharacterized. The record is from RefSeq and is a predicted model, not a curated record. NCBI's taxonomy places the organism in Eukaryota, Fungi, Ascomycota, Sordariomycetes, Xylariales, Xylariaceae. The transcript is spliced from 4 exons. The coding region runs from base 435 to 1043 and encodes 202 amino acids.
UCGCAAAAACUUGCAGCCCUUAUUCCGAAUCGUUUACGAGUAAUGUGUGAUUGACAGCCCAAGGUCUAAACUGCACUGAAGGCUCUCUUCGGUUCUGUCUUGUUCUGAGCCGCCGGGAAGCAUUCGCUGCAUACUGCUAUGGGGCUUUCUAUACAGUCUACACAUUUUAGAUGUAUGAAUAACAAAGAUCACUCUCCGUGUGAUGACAUCGGCAGUCGCAUGAAAGCGUUAGCUAUAACCCUUCCGCCUAUUUUAACCUGUUUCCCAUAUCAUCAUCACAUUGUUUGCUCCUAAUAUCUCGGGUUCAAUAUCAGCGCCAGCGCCUAAACUCCCAAACACUACGCAGCGCGUCACCCAGUAGGGGCCUAGUAGGAACAUGCUAUCGCUGGAUGCUACUCGAUCGAAGAGGACUGCCAUGAGUGCAGCGAGCAUAGAUGCGGACAACCACACCGGAUCGGCGCGAUCCACGAGCCCAGAAAAAAGCGUGCAUAGUAAGUAGCUUCAAAUUCAAGGCAAUAUUCAACUUGAGUGUAUACAUCAAGAACAUCGGUGACACGUCUUACGAGCGUCGACAAAUGCCCCAGGAAGACCUCGAAACAAUUCUACUCCAACUCCAGAACGACCUCAUCGAAACCGUGCGCAUGGUUCGACCUUCGCGGGACCGACUGGGCCAUCGAUCGUUGGAUGAUGAAAGCACAGAAGGCGGUAUUGAACUGGCUAUUAAGACGUGUAUCAAUAGUUGUCUGUCCAAAUGGAGUCCUCCGUCCAAACGCAACUCAUCAUCACAAGCCGAGACAUCCACGUCGCAAAUCACCGGCACCUUUGAUUCCACAUUACUUUCAGAUGGUACUGGCUCGGUGGCUUCAUCUGCUACCAAGCAUUUCAAUAAUCAUACAUCAGAGGGACAAAAUAAGUCAAGUACAUUAGCACAAAUCCCAGAGCCGCAGCCACCAGCCGGUCCAAUCUUACCCCCUCAUAUCAUAAACGAGAUUAGACGACUGAUCAGACAAGAGUUGGCAAAGUGCUUGCAACGCCUGUCCUAAAUGACCACUCUAAAAGCUCUAAAAGCGACACUCCUGCUGUUGGCCUUUCACAAGCUGACACGCGCCCUCGCAAUACUUCCCACGACAGAACGAGGUUUUCCGA